UUCACAUUCGCAGAGUAGUUCGCGGAGCCGACAGGAGUGGAGUUCGCCGAGUCCUUCGGCCGCCGCUACAAGGCCAGGCCGGUGCCGGCGCGGCCAUGCCUCCGGACGAGAGCCGCAUCCAGGAGCUCGACCUGCGGCAGCUCAACACCACCGGCAGGGACGAGCGGCUGGACGACAAGGCCAACACCUUGUCGCUGAUCCGUCGCCAAGGGGUCCGCCGCAUGACCCACGUGUACUGCAACCACGACGCCGCCUGGAGCCUGGACGUGCUGCGCGGCGCGGCCGCCACGCUGGAGGAGCUGGACCUGUGGUACCCGCGCGCGGAGCACCUGGGCGUGGUGCACGCCAUGCCGCGGCUGCGGCGCCUGCGCCUGUGCCACGACGACACCCUGGCCAAGCAGUACCCCGGCGCGCUGCCCGCACUGCCGCAGCCCAGCAGCCUGCAGUGGCUCGGCCUCAACGGCCUGCCCCGCGGCACGGUGGAGUCCCUGCUGCGCGCGCACGGCGCGGCGCUCGACGAGCUGUGGCUGCUGGUGGGCACGCCGGGCGGCGCCGAGUGGCCCAAGGAGUGCCGCGACCUGCACGGCCUGCUGGGCCGCUGCGGCGUGCGCGCCGCGCGCCUCGUGCUCCGGCGGUACUGGGUGUCGCACGAGAAGGCCGCCUGCCGCAAGCAGCUGGACGCCGUGCGCCGCGCGCUGCCCGCCACCCUCGUGCAGUGCAGCAUGUGCGACAAGGUGCCCCUCGAGGACGUGUAG
Messenger RNA from Thrips palmi, 755 nucleotides. RefSeq lists its product as uncharacterized. The record is from RefSeq and is a predicted model, not a curated record. The transcript is spliced from 3 exons. The coding region runs from base 96 to 755 and encodes 219 amino acids. Lineage: Eukaryota; Metazoa; Arthropoda; Insecta; Thysanoptera; Thripidae.